CUUUGCGAAAUGCAAAUUCGAGUAUCCUAUCUAUUUCUUGUCAAUUGUGGCUUCUCUUCAAGUUGAUUCUCUUCGGUUUCGCUGAUCUCAAGUGCUCAAAAUCCUCUUUGAGAUAUUUCGUAUCGCCCUUAUACACCUGAAAAGGGGUAGUUCUACAGUUGGACGUGCAUCUAAAAAGGUAUUGUAUGAGUCAAAAAAUAGAAAAACCAAUAUUAUCAGGUCAACGCAUAAAGACCAGAAAAAGAGAUGAAAAAGAAAAAUAUGACCCAAUGGGAUUUCGAGAUGCGAUUUUACUUGGUUUGGAAAAGGCUGGUAACGACUUAGAUGCAAUUUCAAAGUACUUGGACGCAGCUGGCUCUAAAUUAGAUUACCGCCGAUAUGGGGAGGACUUAUUUGACAUCUUAAUAGCUGGUGGACUUUUGGUUCCAGGCGGUUCUAUUGCUCAAGAUGGUGAUAAACCAGUUAAAACUACUGCUUGUGUUUUUGAACAACCAGAAGAUAUGGAAUCUAUGCGAAAUUUUGAACAAGUUUUUAUUAAACUUAUGAGACGUUAUAAAUAUCUGGAAAAAAUGUUUGAAGAAGAAAUGAAAAAAGUAUUGGUUUUUAUGAAAGGUUUUACUCCUAAAGAAAGAAUAAAAUUAGCUAGAAUGACAGCUCUAUGGAUAUCCAAUGGUUCUGUUCCACCUACUGUUUUAUCAGUUUUAAUUAAUGAACAUCUGGUUAAAGACAACUUAGCAUUAGACUUUCUAUUAGAAGUUUUUGUCACUUGGAGACAGGAAAAAGGUCUAUCAAGUUUAAUGACUGCAUUGAAAAAAGGCAAUAUUGAAGGAAGGUUAAUGGAAUUUGUGCCGCCUAAUAAACGAACCGAAGAGUAUUUUCGAUCUGUAUUUGAAGCUGUUGGUCUUGCAGACAUUGUAAAAUUACAUAAAGCUCAAGCAAGUCAAGAAGCAAAACGAGACUUGCAACAAUUAUUAUUGGAUGAUUUGGCUGAUAAUCGUCCUUUAAAAGAUAUUAUACUUGAUCUCAAAGAAAUGGCACAAAAGAGUGGUAUUCCUGAACAUGAAGUUAUUGGCCUGAUUUGGCUUGUAGUUAUGGGUCAAGCUGAAUGGAAUAAAAAAGAAGAAUUAGUGGCUGACCAAGCACUGAAACAUUUAAAAGUAUACACUCCACUGUUUGAUGCUUUUACAACCACUGCCAGAUCUGAGCAUGCGCUUAUUCUCAAAGUCCAGGAAUUUUGUUAUGAGAAUAUGAACUUUAUGAAAGUCUUCCAAAAAAUUGUUUUACUAUUUUAUAAAACGGAUGUAAUAUCGGAAGAAGUAAUUUUGAAAUGGUAUAAGGAAGGCCAUUCUGUUAAAGGAAAAAUGAUGUUUUUAGAUCAAAUGAAAAAAUUCGUUGAGUGGUUACAAAAUGCAGAAGAAGAAUCUGAAUCAGGAGAAGAAGAAGAUUAAAAACACAAAAAAUAAUAUAAGCUUCAUUAUCAA
Molecule: messenger RNA, 1481 nt
Organism: Apis dorsata (giant honeybee)
Lineage: Eukaryota; Metazoa; Arthropoda; Insecta; Hymenoptera; Apidae
Gene: kra
Product: protein krasavietz
Exons: 8
Coding region: 186-1448 (420 amino acids)
Cellular component (GO): cytoplasm; membrane
Molecular function (GO): protein binding
Source: RefSeq, a predicted model, not a curated record